GGAGAACAGAACCCUACGAUGAACAGGUGAUCCCAUACGGAAAUGACAUACCAAAGCCAUACCUCGACGAUCUUCCGCCAGAACUCAGUCGAUGGGACCGAAAGCCAUCGCCACGCCCCGUAUUGGAUCCUUAUCAGCGAUAUUGUUAUCGAGAGGGCUUUGUAAAGCCACCACGAACCCACCACUGUCGCAUUUUGUGUCUUGGGCUACGAUCAUCACUGUCCCUGGAUUGGUGGGUGCGUGGGUGCUCAAAACAGAAAAAGAUUGUUCAUCACGCCACUGCUCCUGAUAACCCGCCUGGGACACCGGCCACGUUUAAUACGCCCACCAUAGACGCCAACCUAAUAGCAUUGCUCGUUACUUCAGGUCUAUUCUGCCUCUUCUCAACAGGAAUGUUCUUUACGCACCUGCACCUUUUAUGUCGUAAUGCCAGCACCGUUGAAUGGCACACAUUCUCCGGGAUGAAGGAACAAGAAAGGGCAGUCCUCAGCCAAGUCAUUCCAGUCUGCAAGUGCUUGGGGAUGGAUAGGGAAGGCGACGGUGGUCUUUUGGGCGGAAGAGAGAACAAUCAACCAUUCAGGGGUAACCCCCGGAAAGAGCUUGGGCUUCCUAGUGGUUUCAAGGGAAGGAGAGCAUUGCGGAAACGUUGGGAUGAAGAAUGGGGUCGCAUAGGGAAAGAGGGCAAUCUCUGGUGGUGA
This is a messenger RNA of Acaulospora colombiana, 698 nucleotides long. The record is from the annotation of a GenBank genome assembly. NCBI's taxonomy places the organism in Eukaryota, Fungi, Glomeromycota, Glomeromycetes, Diversisporales, Acaulosporaceae.